Molecule: messenger RNA, 2721 nt
Organism: Caenorhabditis remanei
Lineage: Eukaryota; Metazoa; Nematoda; Chromadorea; Rhabditida; Rhabditidae
Exons: 7
Coding region: 1-2721 (906 amino acids)
Biological process (GO): regulation of gene expression
Cellular component (GO): MLL3/4 complex
Molecular function (GO): RNA polymerase II cis-regulatory region sequence-specific DNA binding; histone H3K27me2/H3K27me3 demethylase activity; chromatin DNA binding
Source: RefSeq, a predicted model, not a curated record
AUGGGCUCUCUCACGACAUGGACUCCAGUGAAGAACGUCGGACUCAACCUCACAGUCAGCACGAGUUAUGACGUGUGUGAUGCACAGGAGACACCUCCAGAUCCUCAACAGCCACCGACGGUCGUCACUGUUCAAGAUAUGAUUCCCUUCCCACUCCCAUAUUCCGCUCCACCUGCUUUAUACAUGUAUUCUGUCUUCGAUUUCCCAGCGCCAGAACUCUCCACACCUCCGGAAACGACGCGCAAAAGAACAUCAGACGCCGUCGAUUCCGAUUCGAAACGAAUGAAGACAGAGGCGGAGGGAACGGAUUCAGAUUGUUGGCUGGAUGUAGAAAUAUACCCUUCAGAAGAUUCUUUCACGGAAAAUAUGCAGAUGGUGGAGGUACCAGAAGAAGUGAAUCAACCAGAAGAUCCGAUUGAUCUAGUGGAUCAUCUGGUAUCAAAUCAGGAACCGUCGACGUCUUCAGAAGUGCCGGCCAGGCGAAGAUCCAAACGACUUGAAAGGAUUCCUACCAAAAUCCCAGCAUCUUUCACGAGGAAACCGAGGGCUCCAUGUGUUCAACCGGUCAGGGCGCAACCAAGAAAUCGAUACGGAAAGAUCAAUGUGCACCGAGAUUCGAGAUUAUGGUUUGCAAAGUCAUCAAUUGUGUGUGUUUCUCGACGAAACGGUGUAGCGGAAGCAGCAAGAAGAGUCUUCAAAUACAUUGAGGAUGAGGUUAAGGAGUCAAAUUGCAACGCGUACAUGGUCCCACUGGAAGAAACGGCUCCAAUGACAUCGGACUUCCGUGGUCUUAGCGAGCGACUAGAUGAAAUGGUUCUCGCGGAUCCCAUCGAAUUGAAGGAUGUCUCUGCCUCGACCCACGAUUACCCAGAUAAGAUCAGUUUCACUGGUGCACCACUGUUAGAUCCAUUGACUACUAGCAGUCAUGAAGUGCUGGAAGCUGCCAAACGUCGUCGGAAUACAAAUGAGAAUCAUGUGUUCCAAAAGUUUGAUAAAACGAAGAACAAAUACUUUUUCGAUGAUUGUAACCAGAAAGUUGUUCCAAAAGAAUUGGAAUUUUUCGAAAGGUUCCGAGGAGAGGAGCCGGCUCCUGCUCCAGGAUAUCUCCCUGUUCCAAUUUACCAAGUGGACAGUUUGGAGCAAAUGCCCAGAGUUCUCGACGUGCUCUCCACUACAAGUAUGAGUGUUGUUCGUGGACUCGGCGACGUAAUUGGACUGAAUCCGGAUGAUUUCUUGAUUGAAACACUCGCUAAAGUCAAACAUGAUUAUGAUUUGAUAUGUCUGCGACAGAUUCCUCAGAAGGCGACCACCAACUAUUGGUGUAUCCCAAAGAAAGGAAAGAAGGGGGCGAUGCCUCGCGGCUGGGCUUGCUACGACGCUCAUCACACGAAGAAACUCGCUGAUUUCAGUGGAUACUAUGAGAAGAUUCAGGAGUUGGUGAGAGAAGCAAUCUCGCAAAUCGAGACCAAUCCGGAGGACGUCGACAAAAUCACUGAAGAAUUGGCAACCAAGAUGAAAGACUCAAGUAUGCCAUUAGACGGGAUCACUGGAAUCGCUAAGGAUGCAACAAUGAGCGCAUUUGGUACAAAUAUGGAUUUGACCGAUGCGAAGACUUGGCCAAGACAAGCAGAGAAUGUGACUCGCUUCCCCGACGCCUUCCGUCCAGAUGGGUGCGGAACACUACUGAAUUACGCUGGAGAGAUGAUAGCUGGCCUCAACAAGCCACAAAUGUACUUGAAACUCCCAGGAGGACGUACCAUUGGCCAUCUCGAGAACAACUGUCUGGCCUCUCUGAACUAUAACACUGGACCAGGAGACUGUAUUUGGUACGGUAUCCCAAUGGAGUAUGCCGCCCAAGUUCAGAAGAUUGUUGCGAAAAGGAUGAAAUCGCAGAAGAUGCUAAUCGAGGGAUUCUGGGGAUGCGAAGCGGAAAUCAUCGCCGCCGGAAUUCCACUUCAGAAAUUCAUCCAGAAGCCAGGAGACCUCGUUUACGUUGGAAUUGGAACCUACCAUUGGGUACAGUCGAGUGGUUUCACGACGAAUCUCUCCUGGAAUUUGGCCACGCCCACUUACAUUCAAUUGGCUGUCGCUGCCGCCUGUCAUGAUUAUUAUUUGGCCAACAAAUACCCGUCGCUCAUGCCAAUUGAGGUUAUCGCGUGGAAUAUGGUGAUGCAGAGAGCUGAAAUGGAUGAGAAGAUGAAGCAACUAGUGAAAUCCAUUCUGAUGCGAUCUCUCGCCAACUGCCAAUUCGAAAUCGAUUACUUCUCGAAAAAACCCAAAAUCUUCACCCCAAAAGAUGCUAAAAAUGGCGACGUCAAUAUGGCGUCAGUCGAACGGUGCAAUCAUUGCCGUCAAGUACUCUUCAACAAUAUUCCCGUCGUUCUUAUCAAGGAACAGAUUCCUCCAAAAAAAGGAAAACCAGCAAAAUAUAUUGAGAAUGAUGGAACUGGAACGACCGUCGUGCCACUGGUAUUCUGCUUUGGAUGUUGUGCGAAAAUGAGAUUCCGACAUGUCACCGUCUAUCAGCGAUACUCACUCGACACCCUCGCAUCUCUCUUCGAUGGAUUCCACGUGUCGAGAGAUGUUCCAUCGGCUCCAGAUGUCCCAUCGACGUCGACCGCCUUCGAUGAUCCGUACGAUUCGGAAGAUGAUGACGAUUACGACCCAAAUGCUCCAUCCACUUCGACUGCUCAUUUGCAUCGACGCAAGAGAUAUCACUGA